UACUGGGCAUGCAAAGCAGGCGGCUUCUGGGUUGCACACGUUUGGUGUUGUCGGUGAUUCGUGUGGUAAUCUCGCUUCUUGGCGUGGUAGCGUCACCCUGAAGAACAGAGUGGCAGUGUCGGCCUAGACUCGGGAGCUGAUGGAGUUGGCGGCGGAGAAGGAAGGGACUCCGGGAGGAGGUCCCCAGAGGGUAGCGGAGGGGGCGCGGCCGAGACCCGAGGCUGGUGGGGAGGGAGCCUGGGACUUAGGUGGGAGCCCCGAGGCUGGCGAUGGAGAAGAGAGGAUCGGACUGGCAGGCGUUGAGACCACAGAGGAUGCGGAGGAGAUAAAGAUGGACUUAGCCGUGGUGAAGCAGGAAGUGGUGGACUGGUCAGAUGUAGACGGUGGCAACUCGGUCAGCCGCUGGGUGAAGCAGGAGGUGGAGGGCGGGCCUGAAGUGAAGGAUGAGAAGGUGGGCGCGCUGGAGGUGAAGCAGGAGGCGGAUGGUAGCCUGGUGGUGAAAGAGGAGACGGUGGAUGCGCCAGAAGUAAAGGAAGAGAAAGUGAAGGUGAAGGAGGAGGUAACGGACUGGGAAGAAGUGACGGAGGAUUUGAACGUAAAACCGGAGUUGUUUGUUGGUCAGAACGUAAAGGAGGAGCAGGUGUUGGAGGGAGUGCGCGUCAAAGAAGAGGAUUGCCUCAAGAGAGAAGAGGUGGACGGCGCGCAGGUGAAGGAAGAGCCCCAGACGAAUCCCCGAGUGGGCUGUAAGAGGAAGUUGGCUAUGUCAAGGUGUGGAACUUGUGGGACGGAAGAAGCCAAGUACCGAUGUCCACGCUGCAUGCGCUAUUCCUGCAGUUUGCGCUGCGUAAAGAAGCACAAAGUAGAGCUGCCUUGUAACGGCGUCCGCGAUAGAACUGCCUAUGUCUCGCUGCAGCACUUUACUGAGAUGAAUCUGCUAAGCGAUUAUCGAUUUUUGGAAGACGUGGCAAGAACAGCAGACCAGGUUUCAAGAGAUACUUUCUUGAAAAGGCCAAAGCGCAAAAAAUAUCUAUUCUUUAUGAAAAAUCGUGCCCGAAAGCAAGGUAUUUUCUUGAGGCUUCUACCCAACGGAUUCAGCAAGAGGAAAGAGAACUCAACAGUUUUUGACCAUAGGAAGCAGCAGUUUUGUUGGCAUGUAAAGCUCCAGUUUCCACAGAGUCGAGCUGAGUAUGUAGAGAAAAGAGUACCAGAUAAUAAAACUAUUAAUGAAAUUCUAAAACCUUACAUUGAUCCUGAAAAAUCUGAUCCUGUGAUUCGUCAAAGAUUGAAAGCCUACGUACACUCGCAGACAGGGAUCCAAAUUUUAAUGAGGGUUGAAAAUAUGCAGCAAAAUAUCGUAAGAUAUUAUGAACUGGAUCCUGACAAAAGUCUCUUGGACAAUCUGAGGAACAAAGUGAUCAUUGAAUAUCCAACUUUGCACGUGGUAUUGAAAGGAUCCAGUAAUGGCGUGCAGCUUCUUCACCAAGCCUUCUUUGCUUUCUGCUGUGUAUGUGAGGACAGGGUGCAGCCGCAUGAACGCACAGCUAAGCUCUAUGCAGUGCGUGCCACGACAGACCCUUCUCUACCUCAUGGAGCCAAGCAGCGUAAACGUUAAACAAGAUAAUUAUCAUUUUUAAUGACUUAGUUUUAAUGCGUGCAUGUGCAUACCUCCUAUACAGUGCUCUAAAGGCCAGAAGAGAGUGUCAGGUGCCCUAGGCUGAAGCCAGAGCAGUGUGAGCUUCUCCAUCCCACUCCAGUGGUUGUUGAGAGCCAAGCUUUCGUGCUCUGGAGGAGCAACAAGGGCCCUCGACCCCAGCCGUCUCUGCAGACCCUAAUCAUAGUUGAACCCUAACAGAGGCCGAAGUGUUUCAUUGUGUUGCUUACUUUUAGUUUCAUGUUUAAGGACGGAGUGAUAUGCAGUCACCAGGGGUUCAGUGUACUGCACUCUGGGACAAACCCAGGGAGGAGACGUUGGGUCUUGGUCAUGGAGAACGUCAGUAUUUCUCACCCUCAGUAUGGCAGGAGCUUCAGAGGCCUCCAUUCUGCUCAGUCUUCUGUCAGCCCACAUGCAUUCACACAUACUCACCCUUAACUUUAAGUUAAAAAAACACAUAUGUUAAAAAAAAAAUUCCAGCUGCAUGCGAGUAGGCUAUGAAUAUGGAUCAUAACUGAACCGUGAGGCCCGUUCCCAAGUCUUGCACAGUCAAGAAGGGUGUACCCUCACAAAAUAGAAUUGUCACUUCAUUUAUUCUGUCCAGAAUUGCGGAUCCCAGCUGCCUGGGACGUGACAUGGUUUGUCUGUCCCUGUGAGUGGUGCUGUUGCUAUGCAUCAGAAGGGAGGAGAGAGGAGGAGAAACAAACAGGCUGAGCAGUAUAAACAACUGACUG
Messenger RNA from Chionomys nivalis (European snow vole), 2385 nucleotides. RefSeq names its product zinc finger HIT-type containing 6 (gene Znhit6). The record is from RefSeq and is a predicted model, not a curated record. Bases 140 to 1612 code for a protein of 490 amino acids. Gene Ontology annotation, biological process: box C/D snoRNP assembly; maturation of LSU-rRNA from tricistronic rRNA transcript (SSU-rRNA, 5.8S rRNA, LSU-rRNA); snoRNA localization. Gene Ontology annotation, cellular component: pre-snoRNP complex; nucleus. NCBI's taxonomy places the organism in Eukaryota, Metazoa, Chordata, Mammalia, Rodentia, Cricetidae. The transcript is spliced from 10 exons.